GCGAGAGCGCCCGCGUCACGAGGCGGUGACGUCACCGACGCAUGACGUCAGCUCCCGUGCCGCCAUCGCUCUCUUUUCAAGUCCCUCCUGGCUGCGGGAGGCGCCGCUCCUGCAUCGCGCGGCUUCGUCCGUGAAAAUCCGCAACCAUGGUGAACUUCACAGUAGACCAGAUCCGUGCGAUCAUGGACAAAAAGUCCAACAUCCGCAACAUGUCGGUAAUUGCGCAUGUGGAUCACGGCAAGUCGACGCUGACCGACUCGCUCGUGUGCAAGGCCGGCAUCAUUGCCGGGUCGCGUGCUGGAGAGACACGCUUCACGGACACCCGCAAGGACGAGCAGGAACGCUGCAUCACCAUCAAAUCUACGGCCAUCUCCCUGUACUACGAGCUGCAGGAGACCGAUCUGGCCUUCAUCAAGCAGUGCAAGGACGGUAACGGCUUCCUCAUCAAUCUCAUUGACUCUCCCGGCCACGUCGACUUCUCCUCCGAGGUCACAGCUGCCCUGCGUGUCACCGACGGUGCGCUGGUCGUCGUCGACUGUGUCUCCGGUGUGUGCGUGCAGACUGAGACGGUGCUACGCCAGGCUAUCGGCGAGCGCAUCAAGCCCGUGCUCAUGAUGAACAAAAUGGACCGCGCGCUCCUCGAGCUGCAGCUUGAGCCCGAGCCACUCUUCCAGACCUUCCAGCGCAUCGUUGAGAAUGUCAACGUCAUCAUCUCCACCUAUGGCGAGGAUGAGAAUGGACCCAUGGGAAACAUCAUGGUGGACCCAGUGGCAGGCACAGUGGGCUUUGGUUCCGGCCUUCACGGUUGGGCCUUCACCCUCAAGCAGUUCGCUGAGAUGUACGUGUCCAAGUUUGCAGCCAAGGGUGACAAGAACAUCAGCGCGACAGAGCGCUGCAAGAAGGUGGAGGAUAUGAUGAAGAAGCUGUGGGGCGAAAGGUAUUUCGAUCCCGCAACCAUGAAGUUCAGCAAGUCUGCCACCAACGCUGCUGGAGAGAAGCUUCCGCGCACCUUCUGCCAACUUGUGCUGGACCCCAUCUUCAAGGUUUUCGACGCCAUCAUGAACUUCAAGAAGGAAGAGACGGCCAAGCUGGUUGAGAAACUGGACAUAAAGCUGGACACAGAGGACAAGGACAAGGAGGGAAAGCCCCUGCUCAAGGCUGUGAUGCGCCGCUGGCUGCCUGCUGGAGACGCCCUGCUGCAGAUGAUCACUAUCCACCUGCCGUCGCCCGUCACGGCCCAGCGCUACCGCUGCGAGCUGCUCUACGAGGGACCUGGUGAUGACGAGGCCGCCAUGGGCAUCAAGAACUGUGACCCCAAGGCACCACUGAUGAUGUACAUCUCCAAAAUGGUACCCACCACCGACAAGGGCCGCUUCUACGCCUUCGGCCGGGUCUUCUCGGGCGUCGUGUCUACUGGACAAAAGGUCCGCAUCAUGGGGCCCAACUACACCCCCGGCAAGAAGGAGGACCUGUUCAUCAAGCCCAUUCAGAGGACCAUCCUGAUGAUGGGCCGCUACGUUGAGCCCAUCGAGGAGGUGCCCUGCGGCAACAUCGUCGGCCUCGUUGGUGUGGACCAGUUCCUUGUUAAAACCGGCACAAUCAGCACUUACGAGCACGCCCACAAUCUGAGGGUGAUGAAGUUCAGCGUGAGCCCUGUGGUCCGCGUGGCCGUAGAGGCCAAGAACCCUGCAGACCUGCCCAAGCUGGUGGAAGGCCUGAAGCGUCUGGCCAAGUCUGACCCCAUGGUGCAGUGUAUCAUUGAGGAGUCCGGCGAGCACAUCAUUGCUGGUGCUGGAGAGCUGCACUUAGAGAUCUGCCUGAAGGAUUUGGAGGAAGACCAUGCCUGUAUCCCCAUCAAGAAAUCGGACCCAGUGGUCUCUUAUCGCGAGACGGUGGAGAACGAGUCGGACCAGGUCUGCCUGUCCAAGUCGCCCAACAAGCACAACCGCCUGUACAUGAAGGCACGCCCCUUGUCCGACGGCCUGGCCGAGGACAUCGACAAGGGUGAAGUGGCGGCGCGGCAGGAGCUGAAGUUACGCGCCCGCUACCUGGUCGAUAAGUACGAGUGGGACGUGACGGAGGCGCGUAAGAUCUGGUGCUUCGGCCCCGAUGGCACAGGCCCCAACAUGCUCGUGGACGUCACAAAGGGAGUGCAAUACCUCAAUGAGAUCAAGGACAGCGUGGUCGCCGGCUUCCAGUGGGCCAUGAAGGAGGGUGUGCUGUGCGAUGAGAACAUGCGUGGAGUGCGCUUCGACAUCCACGAUGUGACGCUGCAUGCAGACGCCAUCCACCGUGGCGGUGGGCAGAUUAUCCCCACGGCGCGACGCGUCAUGUAUGCGAGCAUGCUGACGGCUGGGCCGCGCCUCAUGGAGCCCAUCUACCUGGUCGAGAUUCAGUGUCCGGAGGCCGUGGUGGGCGGCAUCUACGGCGUGCUCAACAGGAAACGUGGCCACGUCUUUGAGGAGUCGCAGGUGGCCGGCACGCCCAUGUUUGUCGUCAAGGCUUACCUUCCCGUCAACGAGUCCUUCGGAUUCACGGCAGACCUGCGCUCCAACACGGGCGGCCAGGCCUUCCCGCAGUGCGUGUUCGACCACUGGCAGAUCCUGCCCGGCGACCCCUCCGACCCCACCACCCGUCCUGCCCAGGUGGUGGUGGAGACGCGCAAGCGCAAGGGGCUCAAAGAGGGCAUUCCGGCGCUGGACAACUACCUGGACAAGCUGUAGAGCGGUGCCGCUGCCAUCACCAACGACCACUUUUCCACGAGCACCACCCACGCCUCCAUUUUUCAAAGCAGUUUAACACCCGUAUUUGAUAAUACCUGAUUAAGUGACUGCCUGAGGACUUGUGACCAUCUGGAGGGGGCUAACAAAUGUCGCACUACCAUGAAGAUCAUACAUCCUCUCUCAAAUUAAGCAACCGGAAUGUAACCUUGAAAAUGCUUAAAAUAAAGUUGUAGUGCAAGUGUG
This is a messenger RNA of Petromyzon marinus (sea lamprey), 2966 nucleotides long. RefSeq names its product eukaryotic translation elongation factor 2 (gene EEF2). Gene Ontology annotation, cellular component: cytosol; ribonucleoprotein complex. The record is from RefSeq and is a predicted model, not a curated record. Gene Ontology annotation, biological process: translational elongation. NCBI's taxonomy places the organism in Eukaryota, Metazoa, Chordata, Hyperoartia, Petromyzontiformes, Petromyzontidae. Gene Ontology annotation, molecular function: translation elongation factor activity; ribosome binding; GTPase activity.